Topomyia yanbarensis is the source of this 6280-nucleotide messenger RNA. RefSeq names its product kinetochore-associated protein 1 (gene rod). Gene Ontology annotation, cellular component: RZZ complex; kinetochore microtubule; cytoplasm. NCBI's taxonomy places the organism in Eukaryota, Metazoa, Arthropoda, Insecta, Diptera, Culicidae. The transcript is spliced from 11 exons. The record is from RefSeq and is a predicted model, not a curated record. Gene Ontology annotation, biological process: mitotic sister chromatid segregation; mitotic spindle assembly checkpoint signaling; protein localization to kinetochore involved in kinetochore assembly. Gene Ontology annotation, molecular function: small GTPase binding. The coding region runs from base 109 to 6204 and encodes 2031 amino acids.
UACCGAUAACUACCGAUAAACUUUCAGUGACCCUACCGAUAUUAAGGAAUUCAAUCUGGCCACCCUGGUCGUCAUCCAUUCGCGGGCGGCAAACGUGUGAAUACAAUAAUGUGGUCCAACUUUGAACUAAUCUCGGUCGAAGAUGAAACAUUGAACAGUGCAUUCUGUAGUAACGGUCUUUUCCGUAUUUCCAGCGAGAAAUUGGUUGAAAGAAAUCCUCGCGUAACUGGAAUUCUACAGAAUCGCCGACUAAUAAUUUCAAUCGACAAAACAUUGGUGCUGUUCCAGGAUGAGAACCGUUGUAACGAUGGAAAUUUUUUGGACCUUUCGUGUGAUAUUGAGGGUGUUGCGACUUCGGAGAGUGGCGACCUGAUUGUUUGUGCGCUCUCCAAUGGAAUGAUAAGCGGAUUUCAUGUACGAGGGUUCAACUUAUUCAACUUGUCAACCCAUCCGGAUGACUAUAAUACAGGACGAACAUUUGCAGAAAUUCGAUAUAUGAAUGGAAGCUACUUUGUUCAAUGUUCUCGAGGUCCAGUGUAUCAAAUCAUUAUCGACGAAGUCAAGGUAAACGAAUCGCUAAAACAGUUGGACACAAGCAACAUGGAUAAUACGUUGAACUUUGAUGAUUGUAUCGUUAUUGAUCGUGUGUUUGAGAAACAUCUGCGCGAAAUUAUAACUAGUUUUGUGCCGAUGGUAAGCUACAAUCUAGAAAAUAAUGUUGCAUAUACUUCAGUCAUGUCAACGAGCAAUGAAUCGGUGUAUUUUCAACGUUCAAAUAGUUUUAGCAAGGUCUUGUUGAAACCGGAAUACAGUGGCAUGAAAAAAGUUUUCAACCUUUUUGGAUGCUAUGUAGCUUUAACGCACAAUGGGCAGUUAGUUGAAAUUUGUUCCACUGUUAAACUGACAUCAGAGCUCUGUGUAGCCUAUAAAAUUGACGACUUCAUCAUUAUGGAAUGCACGGAAGAUACCGUCGAAUUGUUGAUACUGACGAAACCAAAUGAGAGCGGUAUAAGAUUGAUGAAAAUUGUCGAUUUUCCUUCAUUGGAAUGUAAAUACGAACUGGAUAUUAACGAGUAUGUCUGGUUGGUACAGCAGCCUAAAAGUGCAGUAAACAUUUACUACAUCACAGGAGUGGCUGGAAAUAACCAGCAUGUUCAGGAAAUUGAAAUGAAAAUCUUGUCAGAAACACAACCAUCACUACGUCUGGAUAAGUUGAUCCGCACAGGACGUCUAGAUGAAGCCGAAGAUUUUGCCAAACAGUUUGAUCUUAGUUUACAGUUAAUUUAUCAGGCAAAGACUCGUCGUUUGUUAGGACAGCUGGCCACUAGCAGGCAUGCAGCAAUCGAGACACUUCAGCAAACCUUUGACAAAAUGAUGGAAAUAUUGAACAUGGUCAAAGACCCGUCGUUUUUCCUCACCAUUCGUCUGGUUGCUAUUCCCGAACGAAACAUGAAGAAAGUGUUCCUGCAAUUUUUGUUGGAUAAAAUAAAUAAAAACUGCACUGAAGCCGCAGAAAUUAACGAACAUUUGCUUCGAUUGGACACAUUGAGACUAAUUGACCCUUACGAGGUGGACUCUGAAUGGCAAAAUUUUGUGUAUCAUCAUAAUCUUACCAAACAUUGCAUUGAACUGUUUAAAACCGACAUGCCUGCAGCCUGUCUCAUAUGGUCUCGCCAUAUAUCUUCCAUCAUCCUGAAUAUGGACGCUCUCAAAAUUGCUAGCCUAUUGAAAUCAAUUCCAGAAGGCACUCCGCCGUUGCAAUUGAUCCAGUGGCUAAUGCACUUCGUACCUCCCAUCCUGCAACAUCUCCCACAAAUGAUGCGCAUGCUGGUAACGUUCGUGAUUGGAAAGACAAAAGCUCUUCAGUUUUCUCCAUUUUGGCCGAAAGUUGGUCUUACUUUCAUAAACGAUGUGAUCGUUAUCUUCAAAGACGUGAAGUUCCCAAUCAUGGAUAUGCGACUGCAGUACGAGACCAACAUGGAAGAGAUGGAACACUUAAGUGACGCUCUUAAGGAUCUUACUUUGCUGAAAGAAAAGUUCAACCUCACCACCAACGUCGAAAACUAUCUCCAGGAAACUAAAGAACAUACCGCUUUUCGACUGCUACAAACUGUGCAACUGUUGAAUUUAAAGCGGGUUGUAACCGAGUUUCUCUACCCAAUGUUUGUUGGACAGGAAAUUCGACUACAGAGCUCCAUCACCCAGUACAUUCAGUUUCUGGUCUCUAAUCAAAACAUAAGCUAUUGGGAGAAACGCUGCGUCAUUCUUGUGGGGGUAAUUCAUAACGAAGACACCAAAUUGAAUGUCAUUCUUGAUAUACUGAAAUCAUCUCCGGCACCGUGGUCCCCAACUAUAACACCACUGAUAAAGUAUGCAAAUUCUGACCAUCCCACAGCAGCGAAAAUUUUGCUCGAGCAGCGCACUCAGGUUGUGAAAAUUAUUAAAGUUAAGUACGGUUGGCCGGCCAAGAGCCAGGGUUGCCUGCGAAUGUUAGCCAAUCGAGUGCUGAAGAUGCGCGAACCGAGUAUGUUGAAUGACAUCAAAGAACUAACUGAAUCGGCUCCAGAAAUCGCUCACGCAGUGGACAUGAACGUGAUGAUUCGACUUGCGGAGUACGAAGAAUUCGUCGGCGCGAUUCGCUACAUCGAUGGAUUGGCUGAGCAACGUAAACAGAACUGUUGUCGGUCCGUGGUGGAAAUUUUAAUGCAAAUUCUGGACAGCAUAUCUUGUUACGAUUCACUCUCGGAAAACUACAUUGAGCUGUUGCAAUUACUUAAGACCCGAUGCGCGCCAGCGAGUCAAUCAGAAAUACAAGACACGCUGAACAUUGUGAACCUGCGGAGGGAGUUUCAGCUAGAGGCCCAUCGAGAGCAGCUAGUUAACGACAAUGAUCGUCAAAAGUUACUGCAGGAUGGCAUUCAGUAUCUGCUGUUGAAGAUCAAGAAUGAUCGGAACCAAUUUAUUCCAGCAUUGUUGGGUGGAAUGAAGCGGUUGACGAACGCUCUGUCGUUUGACUACCUUACUGGCAUAUAUCAAACACUUAAACUCAUCGAUAAUGUUCAUGUUAGCUGUGCUGUUUUGUCGAGGGUGGCCGAGAUUAUCGAUUCAGAUCGAAACACUCAUGAAAAUUUACAGCGUUUAGUAGCCAUGUUGUUAACUCAGCAGAUGAAAUAUUUCGAAGAGUCGAGCUCUAGUUGGGAGUUAGACCCGUUGACCUAUCCACUAGCGGACAGACUUCUUAGGGCUUGCUACAAUGAUUCAACCUUUAGCGGAAUGGCAAAAUUAGAGCUGUUGAGAUGGGUUCAGCUAGGAACUCAAUACUAUGAUGUUGAUGUACUGAAAGAAUACAGUAAACGGAUUACAAUACCUCAGAAGAUAUUCGCAAAAAUAUGUGCAACGGAAAGUUGCAAAGAUGUGUCUGUAAGAAAAAGCUACAAAAGAGAUUCUCUCUCAACAUUUGAUAUGGUACAUUCGAACGACAUUGCCAUGGAGGUGAGCAACAACCUGGAUGAUCAGGAGAUGAUCAUUAAAUGUAUCGGACAGGGAUUGCGAGUGGUCGUUAGCAGCAUGAAAGCAGAUCAAUUGGAACCACCACAUACAUAUGUCCGUGCAUCACUAACAUCAAUAGAUCCAGAAACUGCCAAAAUGGAUUUUCGAGCUGGUUUGGAAACGUUGGUUAAGCAUAAAAAAUAUCCAGCUGCCGUAACCCUGGUACACCUGGUUCUUUCCUACCAGAACUAUACGGAUGUUAUAAUUCCAGCUGAUUUUGCUGAAAAUUUGAAACGCAAGUCGUUGAAAUACUUCUUGUCGCAAAAAGAACCUGACUACAACAUGGCGGUAUUCGUACUGUUUCUAUGCAAUCACCGUGACAAAUGCCUGGAAUAUCUACGCGUUAAUAUGUUGAAUGAAUCGCAGCGAGCAGCUUUUCACACGUUGCUGGAGUUCUAUUAUAUCAACAUCGGUGAAAUGGAGCGUGCCGUAGAGGAACGCGGAAACCGCAUGCGUUUCCGAUUUUUCUUUGAGUUGUGCAAACUCGAUCCAUCGCUGAAAGCAAAGAAGACCCUCUCAUUCCACAACAUUGUCGAUUUAACCAAGGAGAUGAAGAGCAAAGUUCUCAGCGUCGAGCUUCUACGGAAAAUGAGCGAAAACUUCUCGUGGGACUACCAGCAGGUUCUUGUUUCUCAAAUAAUAACAAUUUUUAAUCUCCAAGAGCUAGAGUUUGAAGUCAGCCAAGAUAAUUUCGGCAAAGAAAUGAUUGUUAUUAAAUCGUCGAUGGACAGCAUUCUCUGUCAGUGUCAACCCUACAUUAGCGAAAUUACAAAUUAUGUCCUGCUGAGUACUAGGCUGACAAAAUACUUAGAAGAAAUGAACUUUUACUUCUAUGAGAUGUACCUUUGCAUAUUGGAAAUAUUCUCUAAUAUUAAUCAUCUCCAGGAGGAAAUGAUCAUAUGGAAAAACAUAUUAAUAUAUCUGAUGGACGGUCUUACCAUGAAACGAACACAUCGUGCUGGACAGAUCGAGUUGGACGCAUGGCUGAAACUUCAGCCGGAUGGUGGAAUGCUUCCAAAGAUAGCGAAAUAUCGUCUUCCUUUUCUUCUGCUUAUUCGUCAUCCGUUAAAGGCUCUUCUAAAAGAAGAGAUUACGAUUGAGAAUUACAAGAAAAUACUGGUGCUGGUAGAGCUCAAAGCUCGACUUGAAAAUAUGGAUCCCCAGGAAUUGCAGGACUACUUUUGCAAAUCAGCAGUAAUCAAUUCUAUUUCCGAAUACAAAAUACAAGCAGAAGAAUUAGCACCAACCACGGGAUGGCAUCUGCAACCGGUGAAUAACGCAUUUUUGCAAGCGAUCCUUCGCGUGGUGGACUGUGUUUCGGACCUUUCCUCGAAGCUUUUCAUCCUCUACUAUGUAACAAACAACGCUCCAGAGGGUGCCGAUCAGGUGGAAGCAGCAUACGAAUGUUACAAGUUUGCCUGUGAACAUGAGCACGACUUGGCUAGCAACGUCGACGCCAAAGACAAGAUGGAGAAAAUAAUUCGAAAAUAUCCUAUUUUUAAAACACAACAUUUACUUCUACAAUACGGAAUCAGCGAUGAUAAACUUCUAGCACUGGUAAAGAAUCCCCGAGAACUCAUAAACGCUCUCUAUAGUGAAACGCUUCAGCACAAAGUGGACAUCAACACUUUGGUGUGCGAAAUCUCCAAGCUUCACCAGAUAGAUAUCGAUGCUAUUCAAGUUACUCUGAUUCAGAAGUGGCUCUCGAUUUUCGGGUCUAGUAACGAUUCGAGCGAAAACAUGGAGGAGACAUUGUACGAAGACCACAACAUGUCUGUGGAUAAUUCGGAUGCAGCGACUUCGGCCGAUGAGUACGUAGCAAGAGCACAUUAUAUACUGAAAAGUUGGAACAAGGAGAAAAGUGUGCAGUUUCUGAUAACACAGCUUUGUACAGGUGACACGAAUUUAGAUGCCAAAAAACAGCUACAAAUUUAUGACUGUUUCAGUAAACUAAUCGAUGAUCAAUGCAUACCCUAUAUCGACGUAUUCAACCCGGGUCACUACAUUGUUCUAAAGUGCAUCUACUAUCUCAAGUCACUUGGUUUCAACAAUCUUACUGUGAGUAAAUUCGAAGAAACGGAGAAAAUGGGCUUGCUAAAACGUCUGUGGCAGUCACAUGCUACUAAUUCUAAGGGCCUAGAGGUAAUCGCUUAUAUCUGCUUAGGUUAUAACAUCUUUCUGCCUCAGAUUUGGAAUGGAGUACUGAAGCAAAUGUCUCGUACCAAUAUGAUUUCCCAUUUGACAAUGCUGCUAGACAUAGUAUCAGCACGAGAGCAAUUAGUUACUCUGGAAGGUUAUCGUAUGGCGUGGGAAACGAUCAUCAAAGCUCCGUUCCGGAACGCUAGUCGUAUCCGUUCAUUCGAGGAAGAUGCCGUGCUGGCAAAAUCGUUGAUAUUGCUUCAAAGGUGCCCAGUUUCGGCGUCACUCAAUCUGAUGGACAUAGCUGAAGUUUGCAUCAAUGCUAAUCGUGUAUGUAUGGCAGCGGUACUAGUCCCAUACGCCAAUGAAACACUGCAACCAGCUCUUAAAAAGUUGAUAUUCAACAAUAUGGAGACCACAUUACGACAGCAAAUACUCGAGUUGGAAGAAUUUGGCAUAGCAUCAAUAGUUACUAGAGCCGUGUUUAGUGCAUUAAAUCUAAACAAAUCUGUUUAAGUAGACAGUACUGUAGUGUGCUGAGUUGUCGUUUAUUACGAAAUAAAAACGGAUGUUUUGCUCGAUCGGUGUUUAA